This is a messenger RNA of Benincasa hispida (wax gourd), 1653 nucleotides long. NCBI's taxonomy places the organism in Eukaryota, Viridiplantae, Streptophyta, Magnoliopsida, Cucurbitales, Cucurbitaceae. The record is from RefSeq and is a predicted model, not a curated record.
UCUGAUUCUGAUUCUUUUGCAGAUAGCCGAUGAAGCAAACUAUAUGAAGACAUCAAAAAUUAACCAUGAGAAGCAGUUGCAUGAGCUAAUAAUCAGAAUGGAGGAAAUCUUUUCUAAUGAGUCUAACAACCAGAAGGUUUUUGAAGAUGAGAUGCAAGGUAGUCUGACUUCCAUUUUGAUUGCAGAUGACAAUAGAAGGGCUGCAUUCCAGCUUGCGUAUGAGGAAGAGCAACAAAAUAUUGCGGAAAAGUGGAUGCACAUGUUUCGUGCUUUGAUUGACGAGCGUGGUCCGUGGGCUGCUAAUUCUUCUCCAAAUAUUUCUUCAACGCAUUGGAAACUUGACAAGACUGAAGAUAUGUGGCGACGAAGACCUAAACUAAGAAAGAAUUAUCACUUUGAUGAAAAGCUUUGUCACCCCUCAUCAAUUUCUCCUGGUGCUGACAUUACUCACGCUGAAAAUGAAAACAAAUCUGGUAUUGUUGGGCACAUUCCAGAGCAAAUGAAAAGAUUUUUGCUGAAAGGUGUUCGGAAGAUAACUGAUGAAGGAAACUCAGAACCCAUUGAAAAUGAUGCUGAACAAUGUGAACCUAAUGCUUCCAUUCUCAAGGACUCUUCCGAUGGCCAGUACCCAGAGCUAAUCAAAGACGUUGGUGACUGGAAAGAUAUUGUACAGGACAGAAAAGAUACUUUAUUUUCAUCAGUGACAGAAGAAAGCGAGGUUCUCAUGUCGACUCCUUGCAUACUUGUGACACCCAAAAGAAAAUUAGCUGGACGUUUGGCUGUAAUGAAAAAUGUUUUGCAUUUUUUUGGCGAAUUUUUGGUCGAAGGCACUGGGGGAGCAUCAACCUUUAAGAACUUCGAAGUUCUUAAAAGUUCAAAUUUGACUAAGCUCAACCAAAGGCAGAAGUCUCUAAAGUGGCCAUUGCAUUUACAAUUGGAUUCGAGAAAGAGUACUUCAUUUGAUAACAUGGAGGUGAUGAAUGAUGAUGGCUAUUUAAAAAGACCACUAAAAAAUGUCAGACGCCAUAGAAGAUGGGACAUUGGAAAGAUAAAAGGAGUUCACUGGACUCGAUAUUUGCUAAGAUACACUGCAAUAGAGAUCUUCUUCAGUGAUUCAGUUGCACCAGUCUUUUUUAAUUUCAACUCUCCAAAAGUUGCGAAAGAUAUUGGGACUCUGAUCGUGUCGAGUAGAAAUGACUAUUUGUUUCCUAAAGGCAGUAGUCGAAAUCAAAGUGGAGUUAUUUCUUUUGUCGAUAGACGUGUUGCCUUAGAGCUGGCAGAAACUGCAAGAGAGAGUUGGAGGAGGAGGGAUAUCACAAACUUUGAGUAUUUAAUGAUUCUCAAUACUCUUUCUGGAAGAUCUUAUAAUGAUUUAACUCAGUAUCCGGUCUUCCCCUGGGUUUUGGCGGAUUACUCCUCUGAGGUUCUUGAUUUUAACAAAUCAUCAACUUUUCGUGAUCUUUCAAAGCCUGUUGGAGCUUUAGAUUUGAAACGGUUUGAGGUAUUUGAAGAUAGAUAUCGUAACUUUUGUGAUCCUGACAUACCAAGGUGAUUUCUGUCAUGAUUUCUUAUUUUUAAGCAAGUUUUUUUUAUUUUUGUUUUUUAUUUAUUUAAUUACUUUGGAGGGAGCAAAAAUUAGCUGAUAUCUGUUUU